GAGCUCGCUAUGGCGGCCGGGGCCGGGGCCAUUUCUCCCGCAGCCCCGUCGCUGGUGGAUCGCUACUUCACCCGCUGGUACAAGGCCGAUGUGAAGGGAAAGCCGUGUGAGGAUCACUGUAUAUUGCAACACUCUAACAGAAUCUGUGUGAUCACAUUGGCAGAAUCUCAUCCGCUUCUUCAAAAUGGAAAAACAAUUAAGAGCAUUAACUACCAAAUCAGUGCCAGCCGUAGCAGACUGCAGAACGAGGUUUCUGGGAAGUUUAAACGGGGUGCACAAUUUCUAACAGAACUUGCACCGCUUUGUGGGAUAUCUUGUUCAGGUGGAGAAGAAUAUACUGUGUCAAGCUGUGUGAGAGGACGGUUGAUGGAGGUGAAUGAAAAUAUUCUAGAUAAGCCAUCCAUUUUGCAGGAAAAGCCAUCCACUGAGGGUUAUAUUGCUGUCGUGCUACCCAAAUUUGAAGAAAGCAAGACCGUCACUGAGGGAUUAUUGACACGAAAAGAAUAUGAAGAAGUUGUGGUGAAACGAAUUAAUAACAGAUCAGAAACAUCAUGAAGAUAGAUGAAAUCAA
Molecule: messenger RNA, 571 nt
Organism: Trichosurus vulpecula (common brushtail)
Lineage: Eukaryota; Metazoa; Chordata; Mammalia; Diprotodontia; Phalangeridae
Product: protein Abitram-like
Exons: 1
Coding region: 10-555 (181 amino acids)
Biological process (GO): regulation of actin filament polymerization; regulation of filopodium assembly; dendrite morphogenesis
Cellular component (GO): lamellipodium; dendrite; nucleus
Molecular function (GO): actin filament binding; actin monomer binding
Source: RefSeq, a predicted model, not a curated record